Molecule: messenger RNA, 1196 nt
Organism: Danio rerio (zebrafish)
Lineage: Eukaryota; Metazoa; Chordata; Actinopteri; Cypriniformes; Danionidae
Source: RefSeq, marked predicted
GAACCAACAGCAGAAGAAAUGAACGAAACCCUCCAUUUUCUCUUCUAGUGCCCUUCGCUUGUGCACUAGCGCCAUGAGUAGCGCACUUGAUGACUCAAAGACAACAGACACAAGUAUGGACCACGAACUUUACACUGUACAGAGUCCCUCCGAUGACAUUAAGGAUGGCCCAGAGCAUUCAGAAUUCAUUUAUAAGAUGUCAAAUGAAGAGUUUGUCAGAUUCGUGAAGUUACGAGUGACCAACGAUGCACUUUUCACUGGAAAGAGAAAUUCUUCAACUCUGGCUUACAGGGCCAUCCUGAAAGAGCUGGGUCUGCAAAGGGAGAUUUCUGCCAGCCAGGCCAGGAGAAAAUGGGAAAACCUUAAGAUGAAGUAUAAGGAAAUGAAGAAUCCUCCGCCUGGUGUCUCGGUGAACCCCACUAACUGGCCAUGGUUCUCCCUCAUGGACGACGCCAUGGAAGGAAGACUUGUGGGGAGCGAUGUCACGCUAGACACUUCUUCGGUGGGCGACGACAGCGAGUAUCGACCAAACAACUCCACGCGCAGGAGGAGCAAAAGGGCCCGCGAGCCAGACAGAAGCGAGAUCGAGCUGUUCGUUGAAGAGGAUGACAUCAUGUCUGAGGAAAUGGGGCGAGACAGAGGGGAUCUAGACAGAGACAGAGAUGAGAUGGAGCACGAAAGGGCCAUCCUAGAAAGCGAUAAAGCAGCUAUUGAAUAUGAAAGGAUGGUGCUAGAGCGAGAGAAGAUGGUGCUAGACAGAGAACGAGCGGGAGUGGAAAGAGAACUGGCAGCACUGGAUCGAGACAGAGCCUCUUUGGAGAGGGAAAAAGCCGCUGUGGAAAGAGACAGGGCCUCUGUGGAGUAUAUCCGAGCUCAGUUGGAAAAAGACAGAGCGAUUCUUGACAGAGAAAGGGCUAAGCUUGAAAGAGAACGGGCCAUCCUGGAUCAACAGCGUGGGAUUGAAAAAAGCGAGCAGACGGUUAAUUUAAACGACAAUUCAGAAGGAACUGACACCUCGAUUCCCUUAGUGAUGGAGCCGGCUUCAUUAGAAAGGAGGCAGAAAUUCCUCAACCUGUUUGAAAAGCUCAUUGAGAACUUCUAAAUCAGAGCUAAACGUUCUGAGUGGGACCCAUUAUGUAUAUUUCAUUAUUUUUGUACACCUUCAGUUUGAAGUAAAACCGUUUUCUGUUCCAGAA